Cricetulus griseus (Chinese hamster) is the source of this 4094-nucleotide messenger RNA. The record is from RefSeq and is a predicted model, not a curated record. Lineage: Eukaryota; Metazoa; Chordata; Mammalia; Rodentia; Cricetidae.
UUUGGAACUGGCCCCAGUGCUUUGCAAGGGCUCGUGUUGCAGGGCAGUCACGGAUGGGCAUUUGUAGUUAUAAAUACUUGACCACUCUCCAGGGUGCGGUUCUUAGCCCUUUAAAGCAGCUUCCUUGCCUGCUACCAAGCUGACUUUUGGCUUCGAGUGUAGGAAUUGAUUGCUGUAGGACAUCUUUUGCUAAGAAAGAAGUAAAAUGGAACACAAUGGGUCUGCUUCCAAUGCUAGCAAAAUCCACCAGAAUCGAUUGUCAAGUGUGACUGAAGACGAAGACCAAGAUGCUGCUCUUACGAUUGUGACUGUGCUGGACAAGGUGGCCACUGUCGUAGACCGUGUGCAGGCAAGCCAGAAGAGAAUAGAAGAGAGACACAGGGAAAUGGAAAACGCUAUAAAGUCUGUUCAGAUUGACCUGCUGAAGCUCUCACAAUCACACAGCAACACGGGCUACAUCGUUAACAAGCUGUUUGAGAAGACCCGGAAAGUCAGCGCUCACAUUAAAGAUGUGAAAGCCCGGGUGGAGAAGCAACAGGUUCAUGUAACCAAAGUAGAAACCAAGCAAGAAGAAAUAAUGAAGAAAAACAAAUUCCGUGUGGUAAUAUUCCAGGAGAAUAUCCAGUGCCCUUCAUCCUUGGCUGUGGUUAAAGACAGAAGCCUGCCUGAGAACCAGGAGGAGGAUGAAGAAAUCUUUGAUCCCCCGAUAGAUCUCUCAUCAGAUGAAGAAUAUUCUGUUGAAGAAAGCAGAUCUGCCAGGUUUAGGAAGUCAGGCAAGGAGCACAUUGAUCAUAUCAAGAAGGCAUUUUCCAAAGAAAACAUGCAGAAGACACGGCAGAAUUUUGACAAGAAAGUGAGUGGAAUUAGAACUAGAAUAGUCACGCCUGAGAGGAGAGAGAGGCUGCGGCAGUCAGGAGAGAGGCUCAGGCAGUCAGGGGAGAGGCUCAGACAGUCAGGGGAGAGAUUUAAGAAAUCCAUUUCAAAUGCUGCCCCCUCAAAGGAGGCUUUUAAAAUGCGCAGCCUUAGGAAACCAAAGGAUUCCAAGGCUGAGAGCCACGAGGGAGACAGAGGGAUGGGUGUAGACAUCAUCGCAGGUAGCCUGGCCCUGGGGCCCAUCCAUGAGUUCCAUCCUGAUGAGUUCAGUGAGACAGAAAAGGAGGUGGACAAGGUAGGGCACAUUCCCCAAGAAGGAGGGGACCCCCCAACUCCCGAGCCUUUGAAGGUGACCUUUAAGCCUCAGGUGAGAGUAGAUGACGAUGAAUCGCUCCUGUUGGAUUUAAAGCAGUCCUCAUAGAGAGGCAUUAAGUGUGAGCAUCAAUCUCAAGUCACAAUAGUGAAGCCAUUUUAGUCAUACAUAGUAGAAAGGCAAAUGGUACAAAAGCUUCAUUUCUUUAAAAUCCUAAAGAUUAUAGAAACAUCAUGUACAACUUUCUUAUGGGAAUUCUAAUCCCCCCGAGAAUCUAUGACUCUGACAGCUUUUUUUUCUCAAGUGUCACACCUUUUUGUGGCAGCUCUUAGCCAAUUAGAAAAUAGUUGCAUGGCUCAGGUCAGUUAGAUGCUUGGUCAUCUGUAACACAGGAGGGACAAAUCGGUGCCCAUCGUUUACUAGCAAACUAGAUUUGGGUCAGGAUCAACAAGUCCAGUCACAAAGGGGAGUAGCUAAUGAGUGUAUUGUAUUAUGCAGAUGUUCACAACGGGAGAUUGAUUAGUGAAUCAGUAGCCAUACCCCUUAUGAAGCUCUUGUGUGAGGGAAGAUAAUUGAAGUUUUUGGGCUUCAUCAUUUAGCUGUGGCAUCAUAACGUUCUUACUAGUGAGACAAUCGGCUGGUUGCCAUUAAUUUCCAGUGAUGGAUAUGGGGAGGGCUUGAUGGCCCCGCACUUGGAAAACUUGAGAUCUGAGGGAUGUCAUCAAGUGUGGGGACAAGACACACAUCCAGUGGAGAAGCACAGACCACAUGGUGCUUCUAAGCCAGAACUUAACAGUUACAUCUGUGAAGAAGCCCUCGGCACCAGGCACUGAGGCCCGAGUUGAGCAGAAACUGAAGUUGUACUUGGCAAGCCUUUUCAUAGCUUGAAGAGUGAACAAUAAAUGCUUGGAGGAGCAAUUUUUCAUUAAAGGCUGACACUAACCUUGGAUUUUUAGCUGGGUCCUAACAUAUUCCUUAGAAAUCUGCCUCUAAUUGCCUUUAGAUUUGGAUGUGGGGCAGACUAGUGCAGAUUUUGUGUGCAUAGCAUGAGGUGGAAGUCUGGGGCUCCGCUGUGAAGUGGUUUUUUUAAGGUCUGCCAGGAUGUGGGCAUAGAAAUGACCUCCGAUACUCCUAUUUUGCAGAGUGAAACUUUUAGGACUAACAUGCAGUGCUCAUGGGCAUUUGUCACAGCGACUUUGCAGGACUUCAGACUCCAGGUGGCUCUAGAUUUCCAUCUGUGCAGUUAAGAAGUACAAAUUGCUGCUGAAGGAAAAUCACACCUAUUCUGCACUUCCUGCACACUGAAGUCUUUGGAUCUUUUUUUUUUUUGGUUUUUUUUUUUUUUUUUUUUUUUUUUUUUGAUGUGGAAAAGAGGGUAGAAUUUUUGAUGGAUUUUUUUCCCCUCACAUUCAGCUUAGUUUUGAAUAAUCAUGUAGUAGUUAAAAAUAUACAGGCAUGUGAGUGCAUGCCUGCUGCCCCAGCACCAACAAGGCUGAGACAGGAGGAUCACAAGUGGCCUAAAUACAUGUUCAUCUUGCUUUUUUUUUUUUUUUUUUUUAGACCAGGCUGGCCUCCAACUCAGAGAUCUGCCUGCCUCUGCCUCCAGUGUAUGUGUGCCACCACUGCCAGGCAUCUUGGUAUCUUUUUAUAUUGCAAACUAAAGCAUGUACAACAUUGAAUAAAACUCUGAAAGAAUAAUUCCAAAAACAUUUUUGUAACUGCUUAGGAGGUUGGGGCCAGGUGGUGGUGGCACAUGCCUUUAAUCCCAGCACUUGGGAGGCAGAGGCAGGCCGAUCUUUGUGAGUUCAAGACAGCCUGGGCUACAAGAGCUAGUUCCAGGACAGCCUCCAAAGCCACAGAGAAACCCUGUCUCGAAAAACAAAAAAACAAAAAACAAAAACCAACCAAACAAACAAAAAACAAAAAAAAAGGAGGUUGGGUGCCCAACAAUAAAUUUGAAUGUGAAAUGAUGUUAUUAUGAAAUGUGAGGCCAGGGUUGUGCUUGUAAAUCUUUUAACCAGUGAUGAAUGGAGACAGCAAUAUGCAAAUGAAGGAUGAAGUAGUAAAUUGAAGGUAGGAAGGAUAUGGAGAGGUUACAGUUGUUGGUUUCCAGUUUAUUUCAGUUGGGCUGAAAUACUUUUCUGCAAAUAUCUGGAGCUUUUGUUUACUGACUCAGACCCAGACUUGACAUCAUUGGAGGCUUUGCACCCGUGUGUAGCCCUGACCAGCUCUGCACCUUGCUUGGGUUGGUGAGGCACAAACUGUGAAUGCUUCAUGUCGCUUGGGGCUCAUGGUAAUCCUGUGCUUCAUUUUAAUUUUGCUACCAGAAUUUUCCCUCCAUGUCGUAAAUGUGUUCAUGCCUUUCCAUGUUUAGGACAUUCCUAAAUUCCACAUCCAUGAUUUCUUGUACCUCCACCCUGUUUUAUUGGUGCAAUGACAAUGGGCUGCAGAAUUCAUUUACCAUAAGGGGUUUUCUAGUUGGUGUUCAUUAUUGUAAACGUUUCCAGAAACACUGGGUUAUUUACUCGUCUGUAAUGCAGAGGCACAGAUAUCAGGGAUUAAAUAAUUUACUCAAGUCAAACCCUUAGCAGGACUUACCACCUUUCUCAUGAGAUAGAGCAGAACAGCAGUCUCAGGUGCCAGGGUUGGGGAGCUGGUGUUGAAGCUCUUCCAGGGGUGACAGGGGGGGCAAUCUCCUGCAUGUGAUGAUCCAGGUGUCCCAAGUGAGCAAUGGCUUGGCUCCUGCUUACAGGUUAGAGAAACAGAUGAUGUGGAAUAUUAAUGUGAGUGGACUUGUUCCCCCAAGGCAAAUUUUCAUGAAUGAAAAACAGAAGCCCAAGAAAAAUACAACCAUUUUGACUUCAUUCUUUGCUUUUCGUACACAUUAAAGGGGUUGCUUUUGAACAGG